AUGGCGGAAGCCAAUAUUGUUCCAGAUAGCGACAGAUCAGUCUCGUUACUACUACUUGGAGAUUCAGGAUGUGGUAAAUCGACCUUACUGGCUCGCCUCAAGAGUGGAAGGUCAUCUCUAUCCGCACAACCUGGUAGUGCUCUUCACACCAUCGUGCCAUUACGAGAUGAAGACCAGCCGUUCAUUUACGAUAUUCGGUUCUCAAGAAGAAAAUUCACUUUAGAGCUUUACGAUACAGCAAAUCCAAACCAGCAUUGGUCUAGUCUGCGACCCGACGUGGUUGUUUUGGCAUAUGAUAUUUCCAACCGAAACACGCUAGAUGGACUAACAGCGUGGCGGAAUGAUAUUACCCGAUACUUCCAGUAUGGCGAUGGCGAGCGAUUGCCGGUGAUGCUGUUAGGUCUGAAGAGGGAUCUACGAAGAGAAGGCGAAGGCAUCAUAUAUCCACAAGAGGCCUAUCGUAUUGCCCAGGAGCUUCGUUGUGAUCGAUAUGCUGAAUGUUCGGCUGUCACGGGCGAGUUGCUUGCAGAGACAUUCGAAGAUCUUGCCAGACUCGCGGCGAUGACGACCACUGCGGAAGGUGGCCAGAGUGCUGGUACUACUUGCGUUAUUCUGUAG
Molecule: messenger RNA, 618 nt
Organism: Penicillium soppii
Lineage: Eukaryota; Fungi; Ascomycota; Eurotiomycetes; Eurotiales; Aspergillaceae
Exons: 4
Coding region: 1-618 (205 amino acids)
Molecular function (GO): GTPase activity; GTP binding
Source: RefSeq, a predicted model, not a curated record